This is a messenger RNA of Microsporum canis CBS 113480, 1461 nucleotides long. Its product is annotated as polyamine transporter 2. The transcript has 3 exons. The record is from RefSeq and is a predicted model, not a curated record. Gene Ontology annotation, biological process: transmembrane transport. NCBI's taxonomy places the organism in Eukaryota, Fungi, Ascomycota, Eurotiomycetes, Onygenales, Arthrodermataceae. Gene Ontology annotation, molecular function: transmembrane transporter activity. Bases 1 to 1461 code for a protein of 486 amino acids.
AUGGAGACCAAAAGCAAGGAAGCAGCCCAGCAGAGCCAGGAGGACGAGAAAAGUGUCCUAGAUAUGAAAAGACAUGAUCCGGAGCAAGGUCGAGGAGCUCAUACUAAACUCGUUAUCGACAGCGCAGAGGCUGCCACCUGGGAUGAGGCAUUCCUCGUUAAGUUCAGCCCAGAUGAUGCUGAGAAUCCCCUCAAUUGGUCUAAGAAGUUAAAAUGGGGACUCACAGCGGCGAUUUCUGGCACUAACUUUACUCGUAUUAUGGUCUCGACGAUGAUGGCACCUGCAAUCAACACUAUUGCACUUGAGUUAAACAUGUCAACCACCGAGUCAACUAUGGCCCUAUCAGUAUAUCUCUUAGCGACAGUAUUUGGCCCGCUUAUUAUUGGCCCUAUAUCAGAGGGCUUGCUUAUUUCUGCUCGCCUCCUAGCUGGAUUUGGCGCCAGUGCAGUAUAUAGCCUGGGAUACGGCGUGCUUGGUGAUAUAUGGUCAGCAGAGCAGAGAGGAUGCUCAUUGAGCCUAUACCUACUAAUUCCUCUAACUGGCUCUGCUGUUGGUCCUAUUGUGGCCGGUUUUAUUAUUAAGUAUUCUACCUGGCGAUGGAUGUUUUGGGCAACUACUAUUCUCCAGGCUAUUCUUGAGCUAUUGUCUAUGCUCCUAUUUCACGAGAGCUACGCGCCUAUUCUUCUUUACCAACGAGCUAAGAAAUGGCGCAAAGAGACUGGCAAUCUUCGCUACCACACCGAGGUUGAGAUACGUGAAUCCGGCCGCUCUACCUCCUGGAAGCUAAGACAUAGCCUCUCCCGCCCUCUCCGCCUCCUGAUAUUCCACCCAAUCAUCCAGAUCCAGGCCAUCCUAGAAGGCAUCAACUACGGCCUGCUGUACUUUGCGCUAGCAAGCUUCUCUGCCCUCUAUGUCUCCGCUUACGGUGAAUCUGUAUCCAUCUCUGGCCUGCACUACAUUUCUAUCUGUAUCGGAAGUAUCUCCGGCUCUCAAAUCUCUGGGCCGCUCAUGGACUAUGCAUAUAGGAGGUUGACAAGCCACACUGGUGAUACCAAUGUACCUGAGCUCCGCAUCCCCCUUCUGCUCCCGGGUGCCCUCUUUACGCCUAUUGGCUUCCUGCUCUAUGGCUGGGCUGCACAAUAUCACCUCUUCUGGGUUGUUAUCGAUAUUGGUGCCGCUAUACUAUCCCUUGGUAUGCAAAUAUUUGAUACCACGCUAUCCGCAUAUGUUAUGGAUGCCUACCCAGAGCACAUUGGCUCAGCAGCUGCUGCGACCCAGGUGCUAAGAAGCCUGCUAGCUUUUGCGUUCCCGUUGUUCUCCGACAAGCUGUACAAAUCACUGCAGUACGGAUGGGGGAACAGUCUUUUGGCGUUUCUAUCAGCUGGGGUUACACUACCAGCGACCGGUGUACUCUGGUGUUACGGUGCUAAGUUAAGGGGGAGGGGGCAGUCGAGCUAUUAG